This is a messenger RNA of Spinacia oleracea (spinach), 1398 nucleotides long. RefSeq names its product GPN-loop GTPase 3. The record is from RefSeq and is a predicted model, not a curated record. The coding region runs from base 405 to 1214 and encodes 269 amino acids. Lineage: Eukaryota; Viridiplantae; Streptophyta; Magnoliopsida; Caryophyllales; Amaranthaceae. Gene Ontology annotation, molecular function: GTPase activity. The transcript is spliced from 2 exons.
GUUAAAGUUUCAGUUUUAGGCCCAAAGUUGUGGAACAAGUCUCAAUUGGGAGUGUGCUGUGAUUACGCAAACCUCUCUUCCAUUCCUUCUCUUUAAUAUCGCCGUUUCGCCGCCGCCGCCGCCGCCCGAGUCCCAAAUUCUGUCAUCGACUCGCCGGAGUAAACCACCAGGCGAGUAGGUGACCACCGUUCGUUCACUAACUUCCACAUUCGUGUACGAACCUCCAACCACGACAAACAGACGAGUAGAUAUUGAAAGCUCGCCGUCGUCGCCGAUUGAACGAGAACACUGCUCCGGUACAACGGCGAACGAAUCAGUCACUCAACAUCUCUAAACCCAUUGAUUCUCGAAUCCAGGUUUGAUCUGGAUCUCACUGGUGAUAAGAAAACCUGUAAACAAUUAUAAUGGGGUACGCACAACUAGUCAUUGGUCCUGCAGGAAGUGGGAAGUCAACUUACUGCUCUAGCUUGUACCGACACUGUGAAACCAUGCGCCGUACAAUUAAUAUUAUAAACCUUGACCCUGCUGCCGAAAACUUUGACUAUCCCGUUGCUGUUGAUAUCAGGGAACUUAUUAAUUUAGAGGAUGUUAUGGAAGAACUAGGGUUGGGUCCAAAUGGGGGUUUGAUUUACUGCAUGGAAGAACUUGAAGAUAAUCUUGAUGACUGGCUUACUGAAAAGCUAGAUGAUUUCUUGGAUGAUGAUUAUUUGGUUUUCGACUGUCCUGGGCAAAUUGAACUCUUCUCUCAUGUUCCUGUUCUUAAAAACUUUGUGGCACACUUGCAGCGUAAGAAUUUCAAUGUCUGUGUUGUUUAUCUGCUCGAUUCACAGUUCAUGACAGAUGUUACCAAGUUUAUUAGCGGUUGCUUGUCCUCUCUCUCUGCAAUGGUACAGCUUGAAUUGCCCCAUGUUAAUAUCAUGUCAAAAAUGGACCUUGUAAAGAACAAGAAAGAUCUUGACGAUUUCUUGAACCCCGAGCCACAUAUGUUACUGUCACAAUUGAAUCGUCGAAUGGCUCCACAGUUUGAGAAGUUGAACAAAGCCUUGAUUGAUCUGGUAGAUGAGUACAGUAUGGUGAGUUUCAUCCCUCUUGACUUAAGGAAAGAUGACAGCAUACAGUAUGUGUUGUCACAGAUUGAUAUGAGCAUCCAGUAUGGAGAAGAUGCAGAUGUGAAGGUGAAAGAUUUUGAUAUAGAUAGCGACGGUGAUGAAUAGUUGCAGCUUUCUCUGUUCUGUUCAGGAUGAAUGUUGAUUCUAUCUGCAGUCUCCCAGGUUUCAGUUUUUGCUGUAAAGCUGACUUAUUUGUUAAAUGGAUUUUCCUACAUGUUUCCAUGCCAUAACUUUGAUGAAAAGAGAAGGAUAUAUCAUAUUUGUGAGUGCUUCUGAAUUAUUUGAGUGA